This is a messenger RNA of Ruditapes philippinarum (Manila clam), 2017 nucleotides long. RefSeq lists its product as uncharacterized. The transcript is spliced from 8 exons. NCBI's taxonomy places the organism in Eukaryota, Metazoa, Mollusca, Bivalvia, Venerida, Veneridae. Bases 7 to 1227 code for a protein of 406 amino acids. The record is from RefSeq and is a predicted model, not a curated record.
CUUUCUAUGAGAGAGAUUGACAGAAAUGAAGCAGAGAUGUUCAUUACUGGGAGUGUACAUCAAAUUGCUACUGACGAAACUCUUAAAGGGAAACGCCGGAAACGGACUCGUUUUAGAUACACAUUUCAUGGUAAACCUAUCUGUAAGAAGGCAUUCAUGUAUGUAAAUGAUAUCGGAUCAAAAGCUCUCCGAAACCUACUUGAUCACUUUACUACCAAUGGCGCAAUACCACGUACCCACGGAAACAGUGGAAGAAAACCACACCAUGCCCUCGGUUACAAUGAGAUACGGUUUUGUGUAGACUGGAUUUUAUGGUAUGCUGAUAUCAAUCGUUUACCUAUGCCAGCAGCACCCAGGGGCCGUGACGGGGAAGCCCCUAUUCUUCUCCCGUCGAACCUUACAAAAGCUUCUCUACACAGUCAAUACUGUCAGGCAUGUGAGGAGUCAGAUGUACGGAAGCUCGGAGUGUCAUCAUUCAAAAAUGUAUGGAAAAAUUGCAUUCCACACAUAAAGAUAAUGUCACCAAAAGAUGACGUGUGUCAUAAGUGUGAGCAGUUGCGACAUAGUGUUAUGGAUGCUGUGACGGAGCAAGCAAAACUUGAUGCAGCAAAUUGUCACCGGGAGCAUGUGCAGGAUGCUCAAACAGAACGUCAGGCGUACAUGACAGCGGUUAUUCAAGCGAGAGAAGAGAUGGUAGGUUACACCCGACCGACAAUACCCGUUGCACCAAUUUCCACAGAGUUCAGUAAGGUUCAUAUCACUUUUGACUACAGUCAGAGUGUGACAAUCCCUCAUCACAGUCGACAGAUGGGACCCAUGCAUGUACUUUGUAACAGGCAGGAAAAUAAAUAUGUUCGGUAUCCCUUAAUAGAUGAAGAUCAGUCUAUAGGUUUAGAUGGAACUGGGACACAUGGACUAAAUUCAGUAUUAAGCAUGCUCCAUCAUUGUUUACAUAAUUACGGAUUUGGCGAAAAAGGACUUUAUCUUCAUGCAGAUAAUUGCGGAGGUCAAAAUAAGAAUAGAUACACACUGGCGUAUCUUUGUUGGAGAGUAAACAGAGGGUUACAUGAACACAUGGCUAUUCCCGGGCAUACAAAGUGUCUUGUCGAUGGUGGCUUCGGGCGAAUUAAAAAACUAUUCAAGAGGUCUGAUUGCGAGAGUCUGAGUCAAUUUGCAGACAUUGUGGAUAAAUCGACAAGGAACAAUUUCCGUUUUAUAUCGAAAUGAAAACAAUGAUCAAACAUGGAAAUGGUAUGACUGGAAGUCGUAUUUGACGCGAUAUUUCCUACAAGUGAAAGGCAUACAGAAAUAUCACUGCUUCAGAUUUUCUGCUGCAGACAAGUCGGCUGUGUUUGUAAAGGAAAGAAUAUAUAGCGAGUAGAUUAGAGUUCCGCUGAUAAGACGUAAUACUGAAGUUCUAACAACAACCUUUCCCGAGGUCAUACAGCCCGCAGGAUUAAGUUGUACACGGCGCGAAUAUUUAUACCGUAACGUUAGAAAAUAUGUGCGUCCUGCAUACCAAGAUGCCACGUGCCCGCCAUACACCGAAGAGUGAUUCACGCUGCAUGCAUACAGACUGACUGAUGAAUUUUGUUAUUGUUUUCAAGUUCAGUUGUUACCAUUUUUUAUAAUUAAAGUUUUGCUUUUAACAUUAUUAGGGCCAAGUCUUAUAAUUAUAACAUGUAAUUGUUUUACAUGUUUUAUUCAAGAAUACGAUAAUUUUGAAAAUAGUGUUAUAAAAUAGUUUUUAAAUUAUAUUUUAAUAUCUUACUUUUAUAUAUUUUAGUAUUAUUCUAGUAAGUGCAAAAUUAAAACUUUUGAAACACUUGACUUCAUUUGUUAUCUGAUAAACUACAUUUGACGUCGUCAUAAUUAUUAUGACGUUACGUAAAUCUGUCGUUGACGUUGCAUUAAUGUCCUCUUUUAAACCUCUAUAUCUCAAAAAGUAUUUGCAAUAUCAAUGUGAAAUAAAGUGCGUCGUGCACAAUAAUGCAUGUCCUAAAAUAUUAGCCAUAAA